Pseudogymnoascus destructans is the source of this 1713-nucleotide messenger RNA. RefSeq lists its product as uncharacterized. Bases 1 to 1713 code for a protein of 570 amino acids. Gene Ontology annotation, cellular component: Set1C/COMPASS complex. The record is from RefSeq and is a predicted model, not a curated record. Gene Ontology annotation, molecular function: protein binding; transcription cis-regulatory region binding. The transcript is spliced from 2 exons. Lineage: Eukaryota; Fungi; Ascomycota; Leotiomycetes; Thelebolales; Thelebolaceae.
AUGGACAUAAUGGACACAAUACCUUCAUCCACAGAUGCGCCAAUGGGAGAUGCACCCCAAGACACGCCAGUUUCCGAGGAAACCUCCCACCCCUCCUCGAUGCCUCAAAAGCGCGUGUUGGAGGAUGACCAUGUGCCGUCCGUAUCCUCACCACUAAACCCGGAUUUCAACAAAGUGCCAAAAGACGAGGCGCCAGCGGCUAAGGAGCGCGCAGCUCGCGCCAAGAAGGAAUCAUUCAAAAAGCGCGAAGCAAAAGGCCCUGUUGCUACAGAAGCAAGAGACAGCCCAGACCCGGCCAGCCCAGCCAAGCAGAGGAAGACGUCCGACGUCCUCGCACCUUUGCGCUACAAGCUAGCUCCACCAAGGCUCGCGGAUUUUGAACCUCCACAAGGGCCAGUAUUUACCCCGAGCCAUACGAUUAAAGGCCCCGAUGGCGCACCGAUACAAUUCUAUGAAGCUUCGGACUACGCCUCCAAUAAAAAGAACUAUCGUUAUACUCACUGUAUCGCCGACCCCGAAUUCCCCUCGUCCCUAUUCUACCGCCAGUCCGAAACUGCGCCGUUCACUCCACGCCUUAAUUUCGAAGAUCAGGCGGGCCAUAUGUUCGUGGACCCGGCAGGUCGCCAUGUUUCGACUGAUAAAGGUUUCCGCAUGGCCAAAGCAAAUGUAUGCGUGAGAGAAGGACGCUAUUACUGGGAAUGCAAAAUCACAAGCGGAAUACCAAAACAAGGGGAAACAAGCGAGGGGCAUGUACGAGUGGGCUGGGCGAGGAGAGAGGCUACACUGGAAUCGAUGUGCGGCUUCGAUGCCUACAGUUACGGAAUUAGGGAUGUCACUGGCCAAAAGGUCCACCUGUCGCGACCAACGGCGUUCUUUCCACCAGGUGAAAAUAUAGAGGUCGGGGAUGUGGUAGGACUGGAGAUUAACCUUCCAUCGCUAUCUCUACACAGCAAGGUUGUUGAAGGACGAUAUAACCCAGCCGUGGAUCUGGAAGACGAUGAGCUGGGGCACACAGUUUCCGAUAUCAUACGGGACCGGGUUCCCAUACGAUUCAAGUCCCACCUCUACUUCGAGCAGAUUGAUUACCUUCCGGUGAAAGAGCUCGAAGACUUGAUGAAUCCUGCUCCGACAGGAACUGGUAGCGGUGGCUCAAACCAGAAACCAAGCGCAACGCAUCCGGUGCCUGCUAUGCGCACUCUGCCAAAUUCCAGCAUCAAGAUUUAUAAAAACGGAGUUUACAUGGGCGAGGCCUUCAAGGAUCUCUUCGCAUUUCUACCGCCAGCGUCGUUGCCGCAGGCCCAAGUGGGUGCCCGAGAGGGUCUGGAUGAUGGAAUGCUGGGAUACUAUCCGGCAGUCAGUGUUUUCCGUGGCGGCGCUGCGGAAAUCAACCUUGGCCCCGACUUCUGGUUCCCUCCGCCUGGAUCCGAUGCGGAUGAUGACGAGGUCGACAUGGUCGGAAGCGACCCGCAAGCAGCAUCGAAGGGCAAGAAAGCGAAGCCCGUCUCGGAUAGAUUUGAUGACCAGAUCGCCGAGGAUAUCGUUUAUGACAUUAUCGAUGAGGUUGAUUUUUGGAUGCAGGAUGGAUUCGUCGUGCUGAACCAGGCCCGCAACACAGCAAUGGCUCAUCCUACGGCCACGAAUGGUAAUGGAGAGCUAGGGGAAAACAUCAUUCCGCAUGGCGAGAUCAAGGAGUUGGUUCAGGAUGAGGAGUAA